Heterocephalus glaber (naked mole-rat) is the source of this 2939-nucleotide messenger RNA. The record is from RefSeq and is a predicted model, not a curated record. Lineage: Eukaryota; Metazoa; Chordata; Mammalia; Rodentia; Bathyergidae.
UACCGGGCCGGGGGAGCCGCGGGCUCUCGGGGAAGGCGCGGAUGAUGAACAAGCUCUACAUCGGGAACCUCAGCCCCGCCGUCACCGCCGACGACCUCCGGCAGCUCUUCGGGGACAGGAAGCUGCCCCUGGCGGGACAGGUCCUGCUCAAGUCUGGCUACGCCUUCGUGGACUACCCCGACCAGAACUGGGCCAUCCGCGCCAUCGAGACCCUCUCCGGUAAAGUGGAAUUGCAUGGGAAAAUCAUGGAAGUUGAUUAUUCAGUCUCUAAAAAGCUAAGAGCUGAGGAGAUUCCUCUGAAAAUCUUGGCCCACAAUGGCUUGGUCGGAAGACUGAUUGGCAAAGAAGGCAGAAAUUUGAAGAAAAUUGAACAUGAGACGGGGACCAAGAUAACAAUCUCAUCUUUGCAGGACUUGAGCAUAUACAACCCUGAGCGAACCAUCACUGUGAAGGGCCCAGUGGAAGCCUGUGCCAGUGCUGAGGUAGAGAUUAUGAAGAAGCUACGUGAGGCCUUUGAAAACGACAUGCUGGCUGUUAAUCAACAAGCCAGUCUGAUACCGGGGUUGAACCUCAGCGCACUUGGCAUCUUUUCAACAGGACUGUCCAUGCUGCCUCCACCAGCAGGGCCCCGAGGGGCUCCGCCCGCCGCCCCCUACCACCCCUUCGCUACACACUCCGGAUACUUCUCCAGCCUGUACCCCCACCACCAGUUCAGCCCGUUCCCGCAUCAUCACUCGUACCCAGAGCAAGAGAUCGUGAAUCUCUUCAUCCCAACCCAGGCCGUGGGCGCCAUCAUCGGGAAGAAGGGGGCGCACAUCAAACAGCUGGCUCGGUUUGCCGGGGCUUCCAUCAAGAUUGCCCCGGCCGAAGGCCCAGACGUCAGCGAGCGGAUGGUCAUCAUCACCGGGCCACCUGAAGCCCAGUUCAAGGCCCAGGGGCGGAUCUUCGGGAAACUGAAAGAAGAAAACUUCUUUAACCCUAAAGAAGAGGUAAAGCUGGAAGCCCACAUCCGAGUGCCCUCUUCCACUGCUGGCCGGGUGAUUGGCAAAGGCGGCAAAACCGUGAACGAGCUGCAGAACCUGACCAGCGCGGAAGUCAUCGUGCCUCGUGACCAAACACCCGAUGAGAACGAGGAAGUGAUCGUCAGAAUUAUCGGGCAUUUCUUUGCUAGCCAGACUGCACAGCGCAAGAUCAGGGAAAUCGUACAGCAGGUGAAGCAGCAGGAGCAGAAGUACCCUCAGGGAGUCGCCUCGCAGCGCAGCAAGUGAGGCCGCCCCAGGCACCAGCAAACGCGGAUGAAUGUAGCCCUCCCAACACCGGACCGUCUGACCAAACACAGCCAGCAGCUCGGGAGCAAACCAAAGACCACCCUGAGGAGCGAGAAGUCUGUGGAGGCCCCCGGGGCCGCACGCCGAGAAUCGCGGGCAGCGGAGGGGCACGGGGAGGCUGGGGUCCCUGGAUCCGCUGGCCGCCCACCCGCCUCUGCAGGCUUCGCAGUCGCCACUCCCAUCACUCCCCACCACUCGGAUGGAUCCCCUGUCCACGACGCUAUCCCUUUGAGUUGAACUAACAUAGGUGAACGUGUUCCAAGCAAAGCAAAAUUCACCCCCUUUUCUUUUUUGUGGAAAAUUGUCUCUGUACAUGUGUGUACAUAUUAGAAGGGGAAAGAUGUUAAGAUAUGUGGCCUGUGGGUUACACAGGGUGCCUGCAGCAUUAAUAUAUUUUAGAAAUAAUAUAUCAAAUAACUAACUCCAAUUUUUACUCAAUAAUUAAUUUUGUUUUCUUUUUGAACAGAAAGCAGGCUUUUCUAGACUUUGAAGAAUAAAGUCUUUGGGAGGUCUAAUGGUGUAGAAAGGAACUUUGAGGCCACCCACAAAAUUCACCCCGAGGGGAUUCCCGGCCGAGGACACUCGCAGCAGUUCUGGACCCCUGUGUCUGUCAACAGAAGGGAUACCGUCCGCGGAGGGCCUGGCCCUCCCCACCUGUCUAGCUCACACACAGUUCUUUCGGCUUUCACAGGUUUUAAACUGGUUUUUUGCAUACUGCUAUAUAAUUCUGUCUCUCUCUGUUUCUCUCCCCCACCCCGCUCCAUCCCCUGUACCUACGCACCCCCAGGCAAAGCAGUGCUCUGAGUAUCAUAUCACACAGAAGGAACAAACGCGAAACACACAAACCAGCCUCAGCUUACACUUGGUUACUCAAGAGAACAAGAGUCAGUGGUACUUGUCCUAGCAUUUUGGAAGAGGAAAACAGGAACCCAUCAAAGCAACCAGCCAACCCAACCAAGAGAAAUUCCAUGAAGAAAGAAUGUAUUUUGUCAUUUUACAUUUUGGUGUCUAAGCCAUCAACAUUCAGUGAAAUGAUUUCUUUUUUUUUUUUUUUUUUUAAAAAUGGAGGAAAAUAAUUUACACAAGGUUGUUGGCCCAGGGCGUUAAAAUUUACAGAUUUUUUUUUUAAACAAAAACACAAAAAAAAGCUACCUCAGGUGUUUUUUACCUCAGCACCUUGCUCUUGUAUUUCCCUUAGAGAUUUUGUAAAACUGAUAGUUGGAGCAUUUUUUUAUUUUUUUAAUAAAAAUGAGUUGGAAAAAAAAAUAAGAUAUCAACUGCCAGCCUGGAGAAGGUGACUCCAAGUGUGCGACCGCCGUUUUGAAUUGUCUUCCGCUAGCCGAGAGCCUGUAUGGCCUUCUUUUGGACAAACCUUGAAAAUGUUUAUUAAAAAAAGACAAAAACAGAGAGAGAAUUGGAGAUGUCCUGAAUUCCAAUAGGGUACAUGCCAUUAGGGCUUUUUGCGCGAAAGGAUGAACAUGUACUGGUUUAUGUGAACAAGCCAUUUUACCACCAGACUGCAAUGCCAGUUUCCUCUACUGCAAACAGUGUUCUGUGGCAAAGAAAAAAGGAAAAAAUUUCAGAAAAAAAAUAUAUAUCCAGCUAACAUGA